Molecule: messenger RNA, 1906 nt
Organism: Amaranthus tricolor (Joseph's coat)
Lineage: Eukaryota; Viridiplantae; Streptophyta; Magnoliopsida; Caryophyllales; Amaranthaceae
Product: glutamate decarboxylase-like
Exons: 6
Coding region: 105-1598 (497 amino acids)
Biological process (GO): L-glutamate catabolic process
Cellular component (GO): cytosol
Molecular function (GO): pyridoxal phosphate binding; glutamate decarboxylase activity
Source: RefSeq, a predicted model, not a curated record
CCCUAAGUGAGCCCUACCAUCUUAUUAAUUAAUUAAUUUAUUUAUAGCCUAUAAAUAUGAGAAAAAAAAUAGAAAAGAAAAUUAAAAAAUAGAAAAUAAAAAAAAUGGUGAUUAGUAGCGCAAGUACGGAAACCUCAAACCAAUGUUUAUCAUCAACCUUUGCUUCUCGCUAUGUUCGCACUUCACUCCCCAGGUAUAAGAUGCCAGAAAAUUCAAUACCAAAGGAUGCAGCUUACCAGAUAAUAAGCGAUGAACUUAUGUUAGAUGGGAACCCAAGGUUGAAUCUUGCUUCAUUUGUGACUACUUGGAUGGAACGUGAGUGUGAUCAGUUAAUGUUGGCUUCCAUUAACAAAAAUUAUGUCGAUAUGGAUGAAUACCCUGUAACCACCGAGCUUCAGAACCGUUGCGUUAAUAUGAUAGCUCACCUAUUUAAUGCUCCAAUCGGAGAAGAAGAAGCAGCGGUUGGCGUAGGCACCGUAGGGUCGUCGGAGGCAAUCAUGUUAGCAGGUUUAGCAUUCAAGAGAAAAUGGCAGCAAAAGCGUAGGGCAGAAGGUAAACCUUGUGACAAACCUAAUAUAGUCACAGGUGCAAAUGUGCAGGUUUGCUGGGAAAAGUUUGCUCGUUACUUCGAGGUGGAGCUAAAAGAGGUGCAUUUAGAAGAAGGAUACUAUGUAAUGGACCCAAAAAAGGCAGUUAAAAUGGUGGAUGAGAACACAAUCUGUGUGGCAGCAAUUCUUGGUUCAACGUUAACUGGAGAGUUCGAGGAUGUUAAGCUCUUAAACGAACUUCUGACCCAAAAAAAUAAGGAGACUGGAUGGGAUACCCCUAUUCAUGUUGAUGCAGCUAGUGGAGGAUUCAUUGCUCCUUUCAUUUAUCCUGAUCUUGAAUGGGAUUUUCGGUUGCCUUUGGUUAAGAGUAUUAAUGUUAGUGGUCAUAAAUAUGGGCUUGUGUAUGCUGGUAUUGGGUGGGUUAUUUGGAGGAGUAAAGAUGAUUUGCCUGAGGAUCUUGUUUUUCAUAUCAAUUAUCUUGGAUCUGAUCAGCCUACUUUCACUCUCAACUUCUCCAAAGGUUCAAGCCAGAUCAUUGCACAAUACUAUCAGCUGAUCCGCCUUGGUUUUGAGGGCUACAAGCAAGUGAUGGAAAAUUGUAGGGACAAUGCCAAGUAUUUGAAAGAAGGAAUAGAAAAAACAGGAAAGUUUGAGGUGGUUUCAAAGGAUAUUGGUGUUCCUCUCGUUGCAUUUUCACUGAAAGAUAGCAGCAAGUACACUGUAUUUGGCAUAGCUGAGAGUCUGAGGCGGUUCGGAUGGAUUGUGCCAGCAUACACAAUGCCACCCAAUGCUGAGCACAUUGCAGUGUUGCGAGUCGUCAUAAGGGAGGAUUUUAGCCGGAGCCUUGCAGAAAGACUUGUUUCAGACAUCCAGAGAGUUGUGCAGGAAAUGGAUGCACACCCAAUAAAUAUUGUACCCUUAGAAAGUAGUAUGACACAAGGAGAUAAGGGGGGUGUUAAGAAAGAUUUGGUUGGUACUCAAAGAGAAAUAGCACAGCAUUGGAAAAGUUUGGCUCAUGGAAGUAAAAGAAAGACUAAUGGAAUUUGCUAAACACAGACGAUGUGCGGCCCUGAGAUUUGCCAGGCCCAGGAUGAAAUAUUAAUUAUCGGCCCUUAACUACUAUAUAUAUUAUUAUGAGUGUCUUAGUAUUAAGUAUUUAAACAUCUUUCUUCUUAUAUUUUUGGAUGGGUUAGGGCACGGCUCUUCUUAUCCCUUAUAGGGCCGGCCUUGAUGUUGUGUUCUCUGUUAUAAGUUGAUUGGUGCUAUGUUGUAUCAUACAAUGUAAGUUUAUGUUUGCACAUCUUUUAAGUUUUCAUUCAUCAAGAAUAAAAAAGAAAUCUAAGAGCUUUAUGUUUGUA